AUGAAGGCAUUCAUGGUUCUCUCCCUCAUUGGCUGCCUAGUGGUUCCAAGUGGUGCUGCUGUCAUGGGGCACUGUAAGGUGGCUAAGAAGCUCUAUGAAGGAGGCCUGGAUUAUGUUGAGGGCUACAGCCCUUGGAAACUGGGUUGCCUGGCUUAUUUUGAGAGCAAGUUCAACCCCACGGCCGUCUAUGAGAACUUGCCCGGUGGCUACACUGGCUACGGCCUCUUUCAGAUCCGCAGCUAUGACUGGUGCGACAAGGGCAAGAUCCGCAGCCACACGCCCUGCUCAGCUUUACUGAAUCCAAAUUUGAAGAAGACAAUUGAAUGUGCCAAGAGAAUUGUAAAAGGAAGAGAGGGUAUGGGAGCAUGGCCCUCCUGGUCCCUGAAUUGCCGGUUCGUGGACAAUCUGGCAUGGUGGUUGGAUGGAUGCAGACUCUAGCUGCAGGGGCAGCCCUCACAACACUCUCCAGUGGCACCUUCCACAUGAAGAUGCUUUCCUGUUUGCUGCCUUCACUCGACCCGGUUGAUUAUCUCAUUGCUUGACAGCUCCAGAUGGAAAAGGACAAAAAUUUGCUUCAAACGUGGGUGCAGAACGCAGAAUAAACCAGCUACUUACCAACCUGGA
Molecule: messenger RNA, 624 nt
Organism: Callorhinus ursinus (northern fur seal)
Lineage: Eukaryota; Metazoa; Chordata; Mammalia; Carnivora; Otariidae
Gene: LYZL4
Product: lysozyme like 4
Biological process (GO): fusion of sperm to egg plasma membrane involved in single fertilization
Cellular component (GO): acrosomal vesicle; sperm flagellum
Molecular function (GO): lysozyme activity
Source: RefSeq, a predicted model, not a curated record